CUCUCUCUAGUUUCUUUCACCAAGGUACAUUUCUCUUUUUCUCUCAAACUAUACCAAUCUUCAAUCCCUUGACUUCUCCUCCAACUUAAUCUCCAAACCCAUCCCCCAAGAUUUGUAAUACUUGGUCAAUCUAGCAAUUUUGAAUCUCUCCCCCAAUCGACUUAACCAUGAGAUCUUUCCAUAGCUUGCAUUGUGCGCUUACCUAAACGUCAUAGAUCUUCAUGACAGCUUGCUUUUUGGGUAAAUUCCUUGCAAUUGGGUCUCCUAUACACCUGGAUGCUUUUGAUGUUUCAUUAGAUAAGCUUUCUAGUCCCAUUUUGGCUUCUUUAGGGAACAUAAGCAGUGAUUUUCCAAGAUUUAACGCCAGCUCUUUUGAAGGGAAUAAGGAUCUCUAUAGCCUUGCCCGAUUCUGCUCUUCUUCUCCUUUCUUCCCGCUGCAGCCCAAGAAGAAACCCAGGCCCCCCGACGCACCUCCCCUUAAGAAAUUGGUAAAAGCUUGGAUUUUUCUCUUCUUUUCUUGUUCAAGAACAAGAUUUAGGAGCUUGAAAUCUUUCCCCUCGGCAGAAAAUCCCGGAUCUGCUCUGUUCUUCCUCCCCUGCUGCGGGUUUCAGCUUGGUGAGGGUGGGGGAUCCUUCGGUUUUCUGCCCCGUGAGUUCCCGGCACUGCCGCCGACUUCUUCCCCAAUCUGCAGCUCCGGUUCCUUGCUUGCAAAUUCCGGUUCUUGAUCCGUGGGGUACUUUAGUACGUGAAUUGAAUGCUCGGUUUUAUGAAAUUUGAGGUAAGUAAAUUUAUGGUAAUGCCCGUACAGUUUUAAAAGCGUGUUUUGAUUUGUUUUUGAAAUGGUGGCGGACUAAACCCGUUUUAUACAAAAUAAGUAUGACUGAUUUGAACUGAAAAUUUUUAUGAUUUUUAUGGAUUUGAGCAUGCCUGCUUGAAGUUCAUGUGAUUGUCUUGAUGAUUUGAAAGUUAUUUGUAAAGAAUGAUUUUUUUGUUAAAUUCAGCCUGUUUUGUCUCCGAUAUGGUCAUGUUAUCCUGUUGCCCGCUAGUGGGAGGUUUAUAAACGUUAGCACAUGUCGACAUGUUACUGAUAGAACCGGUUCGUUUCUGUUAUCCUGCUAGUGGGAUUAAACACUAGUAAUUUCUGUUGCCCGUCAGUGGGAGGUUUAUAACAUUGGCCGUGACGUAUAGCGGAGACGUCUAUUUCGUUCCCGUACUUGUAUCCGUUUUUCUGAUUGCACGUGUUGACAUGCUAUAAGUUUAAUUGUCUUCUAUUGAACCUUAUUCUGCAUAAUGGUUUAUCAUUGAACAUUCCGUUUAUGUUUAAACUGUUUAUCUGAAAUGCUCAAAUUCUACCCACGGGUUAUCCAUACAUUUACUUACUGAGAUAUUUUAUCUCACGUUUUUCCUUGUCCACCAUUUCAGGGAGUGAGAUCCGACGCAUGGGGAGCCCGAGGGAGUGACGAGUUAGAAGGCUAGCCAUUUCGAGAUCGAUAUAGAUUUUAUAAAUAAAUCAUGAUCUUGUAUUUGGAGAUUUCAAUUGGAGAUUUAUGAUAUUAGAGCAAAUUAUAAAAUUUGAUCUUCAGA
Rubroshorea leprosula is the source of this 1584-nucleotide messenger RNA. The record is from the annotation of a GenBank genome assembly. Lineage: Eukaryota; Viridiplantae; Streptophyta; Magnoliopsida; Malvales; Dipterocarpaceae.